This is a messenger RNA of Bemisia tabaci, 5435 nucleotides long. It is a transcript of the gene Asap, whose product is annotated as ArfGAP domain of ASAP. Gene Ontology annotation, cellular component: cytoplasm. Gene Ontology annotation, biological process: positive regulation of GTPase activity. Gene Ontology annotation, molecular function: GTPase activator activity; protein binding. The record is from RefSeq and is a predicted model, not a curated record. NCBI's taxonomy places the organism in Eukaryota, Metazoa, Arthropoda, Insecta, Hemiptera, Aleyrodidae.
CUUCUGCCUCGGUGAAAAAAUUGUUCAAAGUUAUCAUGAUGGAUUUUGGAUUUGUGUUGUGAUUUUGAUCUCUAGUAAUGUCGCGACUCCCUCGAUUCUGAAGAUUAUUUGUUUCAAUUUAAAUGGCACAAGAAUGAAGAAAGAAAUACUGUACUGUUCUUUAUGUGUAACAUAUUUCAAUUUAUGUGUAAAUCGGAAAUUCAAGAAGUGGAAGUGAUGGAGCAUCUCUGCUGAUUAAAUCCAGCGUUAUUUUGCUUGAUUGUUAAGUUCUUGUACAUAAAUUGAUUGUAAAUUUCUUUCUCAUCAUGCCUGGAUUAAUUGCAGUACAUGAGUUUGUCGAAGAGACCCGUGAGGAUUACAACUCACCCACCACUUCAACUUUUGUCUCUAGGAUGCCUCAGUGCAGACUAACGAUAAAUACUCUAGAAGAGACGCUCGAUUUUGACAGAGAUGGACUGACCAAAAUGAAAAAAGCUGUGAAGGCCAUCCACAACUCCGGCAAUUCACACGUGGACAAUGAAAUGUAUUUGGCACGAUUACUGGAAAAAUUAGGCAAUAAUGCUUUGACGCGAGAUAUGGAACCUGACAUUGGAGCUGCUUUUCUUAAAUUUGCAGUUGUCACAAAUGAACUUUCUGCAUUGAUGAAAACAUUGAUGCAGAAUAUCAACAACAUUGUCAUGUUUCCAUUGGAAAACUUAUUGAAAGGUGACUUGAAAGGUGUUCGAGGUGACCUGAAAAGACCUUUCGACCGAGCCUGGAAGGAAUAUGAAACCAAGUAUGCUAAAAUUGAAAAGGAAAAAAAACAGCAGGCAAAAGAAGCAGGGCUCAUUAGGACGGAAGUUACUUCGGCUGAAAUAGCCGAUGACCUAGAGAAAGAAAGGAGACUGUUUCAGCUUCAGAUGUGUGAGUAUCUGAUAAAAGUCAACGAAAUCAAGACAAAAAAAGGAAUAGAGUUGUUGCAACAUUUGGUGGAAUAUUAUCAUGCGCAAACGAAUUACUUUCAAGAUGGUCUCAAAACAAUUGAGCAUUUUGGGAGCUAUGUGGCCGAUCUUUCAAUUAAACUGCAACGAAUUCGUCAGAAGCAAGAUGAAGAGAGACGGCAGCUCACUGAACUCCGCUCCCUUUUGCGCAGUGCACCCAGUUUGGACAAGGAGAUAAGUGGGCAGACUCCUGAGCGAGGAGGGUAUUCUCUACAUCAGCUGCAGGGAGACAAAGGUGCAGGCCUCACACGAACUGGUUACCUUUUGAAAAAAUCAGAGGGAAAAAUGAGACGAAUUUGGCAAAAACGUCGCUGCUGUGUUCAAGCUGAAGGAUACUUAGAUAUAUGUCACGCAGAUGAAACCAAAACUCCAACCAGAGUCAACCUUCUCACCUGUCAAAUUAAAGUUGUUCCCGAUGACAAGCGAUGUUUUGAUUUAGUCUCAUACAACCGAACUUACCACUUUCAAGGGGAGGAUGAAGCUGACAUGAGGGCUUGGCUAAGUGUUCUUGUGAACUGCAAGGAAGGAGCUUUGUUGCGUGCAUUUGACCGUGCUGGAGGUGGAGGUCUUCUCGACUUGCAACAAGCCAUCAUUCGUACCAUUCAAAGACUCCCUGGAAAUGAUCAUUGUGCAGAUUGUAAUUCAACGAAUGAUGCAACAUGGCUAUGUACAAAUUUAGGUGUUGUUGUAUGUAUCGAGUGUUCUGGAAUCCAUCGAGACUUGGGUGUUCACAUCUCCAGGAUCCAGUCUCUGACAUUAGAUAACAUUGGAACUUCUCAACUCUUAGUUGCAAGGCACAUGACAAAUCACAAUUUCAAUAAUGUAAUGGAGGCCCGUUUACAAGCUGAUAAUAAACCAACCUAUUCAUCCACAAUGGAAGAGAGAUACGACUUCAUUCGUGCUAAAUAUGUCGACAAGAAAUAUGUACAACGAACAUGCUCAGAUGAACAUGAGCUUUUGAAUGAUCUAGAGCAAGCAGUCAAUAACAAAGAUCUUUAUCAUUUGUUACAAGUUUUUGCGGAAGGCGCAGAUCUGUCAGCACCUCUGCCAACAUCGGAUAUUGGUGAAACAGCACUUCACUUGGCAGUCAUCCAGGAGUUAGGCUCUUCUUUACAUCUUGUCGAUUUUAUCAUUCAAAAUCAACUCACACCAUCUCUUGAUAAGAAAACUCAUUCUCAUCCUGAAAGUAGUGGCGGCAACACUGCUCUUCAUCUGUGUGCAAUCCAUGACAAAUCAGAAUCAAUGAAGCUGCUACUUCGGAGUGGUGCAGAUCCAUCCGUACGAAAUGCGCAAGAUAAAACUCCAUUGGAUAUAGCUUCAGAAAAAGGUCAUAAAUCUUGUGAGGAAUUGUUGAGGCAUGCUUUACAACGACAAAAGACUUUGUUCGAAAAUGUGAACACAGAAUGGAAUCUUGUGCUAGAGGAAGGUUCAACAGAUUUCUCAGAUGAUGAACCAGGGUUGGAUGAAAGGAAUGGAUGCAUCACCCCAGAAAGGAAACAGUCAUCCCGACCACCAAGUUACUCAGAAUCACCUCGCAGUCGUUCCUCAACAUGUGAUAGUCUGAAAUCUAAUAGCUACCGCAGUCAAAUGCCUCCCCCUCCACCCCCGCAAAACAAAAAACCAACCACUCCUAUCUCAGCUGGCUCAAGCAAGGAGUGUAUAAGUAAUGUAGGGAGAGGAAAGAAAAGAAUUGCUCCAAUACCUUUGACUGGAUCAACUAACUACGGAACCCUUCCAACUCAUAACCACAAUCGGUCUCCGUCUGAUCCAAACCCCGGUUACCACACUCUUAAUGUCCACAAACGCUCCCCCUCCUCGGAAUCUACCAGAGCCUCUCAGUUUGUUGGUGCUAAGCUUGUCAUUCCUCCUGGGGAAAUACCCACUCUUAAAUCCACUUCAGCAUGCAGCAAUUCUGGUAUGGUUCAAAGGCCUAAAGGCCCACCUCCACCAGCGCCACAAGGACCUACAGGCAUUAGACUUUCCAAUGGAAGAUCGACUGAAAGCAUCUCAUCAUUUACCUCGGAUGUUGACUCAACUAUUACUGCUAGUCUGCACAAUCCUGUUCCUCCUCCUAGAAAACCGUACUUCAAUUGCCCUCUGGAGCAUGAGAGCACCAUUAGUAGGGUACGAUGUAGAGCUCUGUAUGAUUGUUCUGCAGACAAUGAAGAUGAACUUUCCUUCCGAGAGGGAGAUAUAAUCAUUGUGAUGAGUACAUCAACCGAAGAUGAGAAUUGGAUGGAAGGUGCUCUUGAAAGGGAUCCGUCGGCACGCGGCAUGUUCCCAGUCAGUUUUGUCCACAUGUUACCAGAGAGCUAAGAAAUAAGCUCAAGUGCCAAAGAAACAAACAGAAAGUUGGAAACAUAAGUUUUCUACGAAAAUCAGCUCUCAUUCUCAUUUUGCAGAGAAAGGGACUAGGAAGGACUGGAUCACAUUGGCUUUUCUAACUGUGUGCUUCAAUGUGCAGUUGAAGAAGAAGAUGAUAAAUUUUCUCAUUUUUCGCUCGAAGCAUGAACAGAUUAUUUAAAUUUGGUAUACCCCAAGUCUCCUGAUUUAUUAAUCCAUGGCUUAGAUAUUUAUAUUCAAGAUCAGCUGGCUGUUAUGUCUAAUGCAGAUGGUGACCUAAAUAGCUCUGUAAAAUGACUGUGAUUGAAGUUCAAGAAAGAACCUAGUUGCCAAUUUUUGACAAAAUUUCAUCCUCCUCUUUCAAACGAAUGCUUCCAAUUGAGUUUCAUCACAUGUUCAGUAGAUUCGCAUUUUUUAAUGCUUUAUAACUUAAGUUUGUAGUUUUACAAAUUUGGAUGAACAAAACUGUCCAAAAGAGUGAUAUAAGCCCCAUGAACCCUUUGAAAUGUUUUAUGAAGUUGUUAAGUUUAUCAAAAUUUUUUUGUUGGAUACUUCUACAUGCAAAUCGUCCAAAGUUUCAGUCUUUUGUACAGAGUGAUCCGAAAGCCUAAAACCCCUCCUACUUCUUUUUUAACGAUUGAACUUAAAGGUGUGAAAUUUAAAAAGUUGUCACUAAUGAAUGAGAAGUACUAAUCGGCCUACGGUAUUUUAGGUUUUAUAUCUACGUCGUUUCUCGCGAGACACAUGGCUAACUUUUUCAAAUUGCACCUAAAUUCAGAAUUUUAAUGUGAGCAAGUGCAAACUGUAUAUGUCGGUGGCCGAAGUGCGAAACCUUGUAUCCCCAUUCUGGUGUUUCAAAUUCCAUGUGCGUCUGUUCCAUUUUUUCAAAGAGAAACAAGCCAAGUUUAUAGCUUGAACUUUUUAUAGAAUUUUCUGCUUCAAGGAAAUUUUCAAAAAAUUACUUCGAUUAGUUUCCCAAGAAACAAUAAAGUAUGACCGAAAGUCUGAAAUACCGUUAACAGAGUUAUGUGGUUUCGCAAUUUGGCUAUCAAUAUAUGGGUAUACCUUAGAGUACAAAGAAUCAGAGAAGCCGCUUUCUUAAGUUACCCAGUGUAGAGCCAUACAUGUUUAUUCAAAAGAAUUACUCAAUUUAGAAAUCCUUCCACUAAGUACCUCUGUUCAGUCAAGGGACAAACCUAAAAGUUUCAAAACUAAUAGCAACCGUGUAAAACUAGUAUUGGGAAGUCUAGACUUUAAGAUCACUCUAAGUAUGAGACUUUUUUUUUGUAAAUAUAGCUUCUAUUAAUUUUCCCGCUUGCGUCUACAGAUACGCAGAACUUUUCUGCAGAUGAGCAGAACAGUUUUUUUGUCCUUAGCAAGAAGCUCAAUAGUCUGAUGGCUUUAAACGGCAAACUUGUCUAACAAGCUAAUUGCUGUUUCUAUUGGAGGCUUAAAAGCUAAUCAGGAUUUCCUUACACAGGUUGAUCUAGAAGUCCAGCACCAUCAGAACCAGACACCGCCCCUGUAACUUAAAAACAAAUUGAGAUGGAAACUUGAUAAACUGUGAGUACCCCUAGGUCAAAGGAAACGACUUUUAGGAACCCCCGAAAGGGACCAUUUUGAUACAGGGCAAGAUCCCAAGGGGUUAUAGGGGUGGAGCGGGCUUCUGGAUCAUCCUCUAGAGGUGAGCUAUGGAUCAAGACAUGCUCAGCCAAUCCUCGAACGGAAGCUUAUCGGUCAGUUGGAUACUAAAUACCAAUGCAAUUAAUAAAUCCCUCUAGAUCAAAAUCUGAUCAACCUACGGCAACAUUAUAGUACCUCCUUUCAGUUUUCGUGAUUCUAUCAUAACCUAGGUAGUGGCUCAUCUGCAGAGGUAGCCUAGGCGCAUUCGGAAUUUAUUUUUUGUAGAUCAUGUGUAAUUGGACCUAAGUUCCUGUCUCUUAUUUAUUAAUUUAUUUUUCAUAUUUUGCUUGGAAGUGAUCGACUUUUACAUCCACCCUCACUGAUAGUUAUUACUUCUUACCUUGGAUUACCUACCUUCCAUUAUUGUCAAAAAUAAGUGUUGCAUAACUAAAAAUUCUUGAAUAAAUAUGAGUUUCAGUUAUGACUUUA